Messenger RNA from Manduca sexta (tobacco hornworm), 2073 nucleotides. RefSeq names its product RYamide receptor (gene NGR-A34). The transcript has 7 exons. Gene Ontology annotation, molecular function: G protein-coupled receptor activity. Gene Ontology annotation, cellular component: membrane. The coding region runs from base 58 to 1308 and encodes 416 amino acids. Gene Ontology annotation, biological process: G protein-coupled receptor signaling pathway. The record is from RefSeq and is a predicted model, not a curated record. Lineage: Eukaryota; Metazoa; Arthropoda; Insecta; Lepidoptera; Sphingidae.
UAGUCACGUCUAUGACUUUUCCAAAACGGAUGUCGUUUGAGGAAUGCCUUCCUAAAAAUGGAGGAAGAAGACAAUAAUGACGAUAUAAGGUUCACGUCGAAUUGGAGUGAUGAGUAUUUGGAAAAUAUCAACAUCUCCGAGUAUCCAUUUCCAAAUAACUUGUGGCACGUAAAGCCUGUGAGAGAGAUUGUCAUAAAAUCAUCAAUGAUGGUCAUCGUGGCUGUGUUUGGUAUAUUUCUUAACAUCAUAAUCCUAGUCAUCAUCAUGAAGAACAGGUGGUUAUGGAACACCAGCAAUUACCUUGUUGGCAACUUGGCUUUCAUGGAUUUAUUGACUUUGGUCUUCUGCCCCUGGUUCAUGCUGGUACGCGACUUCUACCAAAACUUCGUUUUGAAAAACUUUGGGUGCCGGUUUGAAGGAUUUAUGCAAGCAUCCCUUCUCCUGGCCAGCGUAGGUGCAGUCAUGCUAGUAUCGUACGAUAGACUGGCAGCCGCUGCAAUGAACUCCGAAGCGAGGAUCACGAAGAAGGCCGCUCCUAGGCUGAUUAUCGGAACUUGGUUCAUAGCAGCUGCUUUGUCAUUACCUUGGACCUUUAAGCGGGAAUACCAGGAACGUCAAUGGUUAGAUUUCUUAGAGAUGUACUGUGCAGAGGAUGCACGUAUUUUGGGUGUUUAUUGGCAUGUACUCCUCACGCUGCUUGUGUGGGUUCCUUUGGGAGUUAUGGUGCUUACGUAUGGCGCAAUCAUCUGGCGUCUGGAAUGUAGCGCAAGGGAACUGUCAUCUCGUGGUGGUGGAAGAACCAUUAGGAGAGCUCGGGCAAGGGCAAUGAGGAUCACAGCUUGCGUCCUGGUUACUGCUUUGGUGUGCAGGCUGCCGUACACUGCCCUAAUUUACUGGAGGAAUAAUAUGACUGAGAAAAUUAAUGCUGUCGAUGGAAGCUUUGCGACCAUGUGGUUUGCUGCGAAUUUUCUGAUGUACUUGAACUGCGCAGCCAACCCGUUGAUCUAUGGCUUUACUAACCCGAGGUUUAGGAAUGCUAUGGACCGGACUCCUGGAGUGGCAUGUUUCAAGUUUGGAAAUUGGUGCUGCGCUUGCUCUAUGUUCAGAAGACCAGACGCCCUCUCCAACUGUAAGAACACAGAUAAGAUCUUCGUAAUAGAAAACUCGCCGCGACCAAACAAGAAGCUAUCAAGAGUGAUCAAGAACAUGCUAAACAUCAAGAAAGAAUCCGUGGAGUUCAGCGUCAAAGUCGACGAGGUUACCACAAAACCCACUAAAGUGAUGACAUUAAAAAUGGAUAAUAUUUAGACGUUUAUCAAAAUAGAAGUAACUUACAUUUUUGUAAUGCUUAUUUGAAACUUCACACCGAAUGCACGUCUAGAGACUUUUGUCGCAACCCUAGGCAUACAGUUCAGUGUCAUUGUUGCCAAUUUACAUUGAAGUUUAUGGGUGCUCGUAAUUUUUUGACAAUUCCUGGCCUUCUCCCCUCCGCCCUUUCUAAGAUGAUUGCUUCGCGUUUCCUACACUUCCUUACUAGCUAUCCUCUCCAAACUUUCCUCCAUGCCUCUGUAGUUGCUAAGCCAGGGGAUUUCAGUAUACCAUUCGCAGGUCUCCCCCUAGGUUGACUGCGGGGUCCGAUACUCGAAAAAAAAUUUGAAACUAGCAAGUUCUUGCAGCAAUAUAUUACACUAGAACUUCGAGAUUUACACUACCAGCAAUAACUUAAUAGUCGUAUUGACACGCAACUUUGCGCAAGUCCAGCAAGCAUCAAAAUUUACAAAAUCUAACUUGCCGUGAUUUAUUGCAUAUUAUAAGAUACUUGUAAAAAUAGAUUUCUUAAGAAAAGUAAAAAAACUUUUUUCCUAAAGAGAAGGUUGCAUUUUUCAUUUUAUACACUACGGCAUUUUAUACACUUUUAUACACAAAACGGCAAUAACCGCAAAUUAUUAGUUUGUAAUAGUAAUUUCACGUCUUUUAGUACAUGUUUAAGGUUUUAAAAUUUUUUCUAUGCUGUAAUAAUCGGUUGCACAAAGUUAUUGAGUUUUAUUUUUUAUUUUUUGAUAUCUACGUACU